AUGGUGAAGAGAUUAAGUGGUUUACAAAGAGAAGUACUGCACCUCUAUAGAACUAGCAUCAGAAUUGCAUAUUCAAAACCCGUUGAUAAUAGGCCCCGAUUCUUCAGUUUCAUUCAUGAAGAGUUCGGUAAGUACAAAGAUCUUUCAAGAAAGGAUUUCACUACAAUUGAGCAUUUAUUGAGGGUAGGAAAGAAAAAGGUUGAAAUGUAUUCAAAACCAGAGCUUAAAAAUAUACACUGA
This is a messenger RNA of Zygotorulaspora mrakii, 240 nucleotides long. RefSeq names its product Sdh6p (gene SDH6). Lineage: Eukaryota; Fungi; Ascomycota; Saccharomycetes; Saccharomycetales; Saccharomycetaceae. Gene Ontology annotation, biological process: mitochondrial respiratory chain complex II assembly. The coding region runs from base 1 to 240 and encodes 79 amino acids. Gene Ontology annotation, cellular component: mitochondrion. The record is from RefSeq and is a predicted model, not a curated record. The transcript has a single exon.